AACACCAUCUGUGACAAGAAGCCACCAUCAUCAUAAUUACGCUCUCUCACAGCCAGUGUUCAUUACACCAAAACUGUUCUUACAGAGAAAGAGAACUUGUUUCUUCAAGUGUUCCAGUACAACUUGACUCUCCAUCAGAAAUGAACAGUAUACAAUUGAUCUUCUGUAUACUGCUGUUUCCGGUCACUGCUGGUGUUUCCAAGAAGGUAACUCUUGAUUUCCCUCAGAAGAAUUCACUCAGCACUUUGAAUGGGAGAUUACACAACAAGAAAAAAGUUGCAUUUGAUUCAAAGGGAAAACGUAAGCAGUUAUGUCCCUUCCGUACAGUACUCUGCAAUUACAACUAUAAAUACCGAACAAUCAAUGGUGCAUGCAACAACCGGAAUAAUCCACUACUUGGCAAGGCAGAUACUCCUUUCAUAAGAUAUAUUCCCAAUGCCUAUAAUGAUCGUAAAGGGAGUCCUCGUAGCUACAGUGUAACUAGACGUCCUCUACCAAGUGCAAGAGCUAUCAGUACUACUGUCUUUGACCCCAACAAUGAGACUGUGCGGGAGACAGACAUCAACCUAUUUACAGUGUUUUUCGGACAGUUCAUGUCCCAUGAUUUCACACAGUUUAAAAUGGGCGAAGGAGAUCUUGGAGCUAAAAAGAUCAACUGCUGCCAAUCUGAAAACAAAAAUAGAACAGACUGUUUACCAAUCUCAGUGCCAACCAAUGACAGUUUCUUCCUAAAAAAAAACAUCACAUGUCUCCAUUUCCUCCGUUCUACACCCACCACCUCGUUAUCUUGUAAAUCAGAUGUCCGUGAACAACUUAAUGAAGCAACAAGCUACAUUGAUGGCUCCACAGUCUAUGGUUCCAAUGAUAAUACUCUUCAGCAAGUACGCCUCUACAGUAAAGGUCUGCUGAAAACUGUGUCAUGUGAUAUGGAAAAUUUUCCACCAUUAGAUAACAACAAUGAAACAGAAUGUUCUGUAAUGCCUCAAAAUAGAACCUACCCUUGUUUAUAUGCAGGCGAUACCCGUAUUAACGAAAACCCUGCCUUAGCAGUAAACCACGUAAUUUGGAUGAGGGAACACAACAGGCUUGCAGUCAAACUGGCCCGUUUGAAUCCCCACUGGGAGGACGAAAAACUGUUUCAAGAAUCACGUAAGAUUGUCGCUGCUGAAAUCCAACAUAUUUUCUACAAUGAAUUUUUACCAAUCAUCAUUGGGGCAGACAUUUGUGUCCGCAACAAUUUGCUAUCAUUGUCCAGUUAUGAAUACAACAAUAAAAUAAACCCAUCUGUUGAGAAUGGCCUUGCCACAGCAGUAUUCCGUUUCGGCCAUGGCAUGCUUCCAGACAACCUGUUAUUCAUAGGUAGUUGUCCCAGUCAACGUCCACUAUGCACUCCUCAGUCUCUAACUGGAAAUAUUUUUAAGAAACAUCAGUUUUAUACGACCAGUACAGUCAUACCUACCACAAGUCCGCCUUUUGCUGGUUGCCCAUUUAAGAUUAAAGAAGACUUGAGUCAGAUGUUUGAGAAAGUCGACCCGUUGUUUGCAGCACAUACUGAAAUGGUUGCAUUGCUAAGGGGUCUCCUGAGAGACAAGGCUCGCAUUGCUUCCGACAUGAUGAUAACGUCUGCUGUAACUGAAAAAUUAUUUGGGGACAUGGAUCUGAUGGCACGAAAUAUCCAGCGAGGCCGUGACCACGGUCUGCCACCAUACAAUAAAUGGAGGAAAUGGUGUAGAUUGAAGCCAGCGUUACGCUUCCAUACCAAGAAACAUGGAUUCAAAGACCACAAACAUCAAGUUGUCAAGCAAUUCAAAAAAAUUUAUGCGCAUCCAAAUGAUGUAGAUCUAGUUGUAGGUGGUUUAACGGAGAUCCCUGUUAAAGGAGGGAUAGUAGGACCAACUUAUGCCUGUAUAAUGGCCAAGCAAUUCCAUGCCCUCAAGUUUGGAGACAGAUAUUGGUACGAGGAAGAGAAAGUAUUUUCUGAAGAUCAGCUGUAUCAAAUACAAUUAACGAACAUGCAUAAAGUAUUAAUGAGAACCACAAAGUUGAGCAAAGUUCCAAAGUCAGCAUUUCAUGUUAACAGUCAUUUGAAUCCUUAUGUGAGUAGACAUAAUGUAGUUGAACUUGAUCUAUCUCCUUGGCAAGACACCAGUGCUAAAUAAUGCAACUGACUUUUCUAUAAAGACCACUAUAGGUCUUUUCUACAAAGACCUAUAAAGACAUCUACAGAAAAUUUUAACACUUACAAAUAAAUUUAUUGUCAUAGCAGACUUCAAAAUACUUAACAGGUU
Octopus sinensis (East Asian common octopus) is the source of this 2288-nucleotide messenger RNA. RefSeq names its product chorion peroxidase-like. Gene Ontology annotation, biological process: response to oxidative stress. Gene Ontology annotation, molecular function: peroxidase activity; heme binding. NCBI's taxonomy places the organism in Eukaryota, Metazoa, Mollusca, Cephalopoda, Octopoda, Octopodidae. The coding region runs from base 141 to 2159 and encodes 672 amino acids. The record is from RefSeq and is a predicted model, not a curated record. The transcript is spliced from 14 exons.